AUGUCCUCUCCACCACGCUCUCCGACGCACCGCCCUGCCUCUUCGCACCAGCGACACCCCGAGAGCCUGGACAUGUCCCACAACACGGCUUCGCGACGCCAGUCGUUCAAUCGCCGCCGCUCGUCCGGCUACUCGCCCGUAACCCCGCGCUCCUCGCACGACUUUGACGACAACCCGGCACACCACUUUGACGCCGCACAGCCACACGGCAAUGGCCUGGGAAAUCUGGCCGACGAGCUCGGCGAGGUCUGGGGCGACGAUGAAGACGAAGACGACGAGGCCAUGGACGCCGACUAUGCUGACGACCUCGACCACCGCCACCACCACCUCGACCACCAUCAUGACGACCCGGCAAUCGGCACCGCCGUCGAGCACGACGGCUCCUACGGCAUCGACAGCGUCGCCAGCCUCAACGGCGUGCGCGACAGCGGCGUCGCCAUGCAGGACUCGUCGCCCACGCACCUGAGCCCCGCCUCGGCUACCAAGACCAGGCGGCACAGCAGGCACAAGUCGUCCAUGUAUGACGGAUCCGACUAUGGCGACGACUCGGACCUCGACACCGAAGGCAUCUCGCCCGCGCUCGAGUCGAGAAUGGCGGCCAUCGAGAGUCUAGCGCGGCGGGGCAUGGAGGAGAACGGGAGCCCGGCUGACGAGGUGGUAAAGAGGGUCACGGAACAACUACGAGACUUGGGGAGUCAGAUUGCGAUAGAGAAUGGAUCGACGAGGCUGAAAACGGCCCACGAUGCCCUAACAACGCAUCUGACGCAUCAAUCCCGUACCCUCACCUCGCUAGCAGCCUCCUUCUCGGGGCCGCGACCCAUCAUACCGGACCCAGAAACAAUCGAGGAACUCCUCCCAAUCAUACAAACAACGCUCGAGGUACUCCCUUACUCGUCCACGGAGCCCCUCGUUGCGCUAUCGCACCUCACCCACUCGAGCCGCGAGCUCCUCCAACAUCUCGCCAACGUCAGCGACACGCUCCACAUGUCGCGGCAAACCACGGUCAAUGCCACGCGCCGGCUCAAGGUCAGCAAGGAACAGCUGCAAGACUGGAAACGCGACAACGAACGUACAAAGGAGGCCCAGGACUACAUUGAGCAUGGAGACUGGGAUCGCCGGCUCAAGGAGCGUGAGGCAAAGCGCGCGUGUGCAGAUGUGCUGGAUGGCUUUGAAGAUGUCUGUGGCCAAUGGAGGAAAAGACUGUGUGAUGGAUUGGGUGUGGCGGGAUAAGUGGGUAGAAUUCUCUUUUUUUCUCUUUCCCUCUCUCUCUCUCUUCCCAUCUUGCAUCUUCUAUCUUCAAAUCUUCAUAUACCUACGUUAGAGCAUAGAUAGAUUUUUCUUCUUCUUCUUCUUCUUCUUCUUCUUCUACUACUACUACUACUAC
Molecule: messenger RNA, 1384 nt
Organism: Exserohilum turcica Et28A
Lineage: Eukaryota; Fungi; Ascomycota; Dothideomycetes; Pleosporales; Pleosporaceae
Exons: 2
Coding region: 1-1230 (409 amino acids)
Source: RefSeq, a predicted model, not a curated record